This is a messenger RNA of Micropterus dolomieu (smallmouth bass), 2487 nucleotides long. RefSeq names its product kelch-like family member 30 (gene klhl30). The transcript has 8 exons. The record is from RefSeq and is a predicted model, not a curated record. Gene Ontology annotation, molecular function: protein binding. The coding region runs from base 309 to 2111 and encodes 600 amino acids. Lineage: Eukaryota; Metazoa; Chordata; Actinopteri; Centrarchiformes; Centrarchidae.
AUAUGUGCCUGUAACAGCAGCUGUGCCUCCCAUGCAUGAUGUUGUUUGGAAUCUACUUCAGCACAGUGUCACUGUCAGACCUAAAAAUAACUCGACGACAGGCAGCCCGUCCCAAUGACUUGGCAAAAGCUUUUCUCCAUGCUGCCCACUCCGUGUUGAUCUAACCAGCUGCUCAGCCACAAACUGCUUUUUUACUGGAAGGAUGAGCCAUUAUUUCCAUUCUGUGCUUCUGUGGUGAGCUCUAAACUCUGUUUCUGACCAUCCCUGCUAAAAGACGAUUUGACCUACGUUUUGAACUGAAGUCGGCCAUGGUGCGGAAUGUGGAUGACCUGGACUUCUGCUUGUCCUCGCAUUCUCAGAGCAUCCUGGAGGGCUUGCGCUCCCUCUGCUCUCACCCCAAACUGGUCGAUGUAACACUGAGCGCAGGGGGUCGGGACUUCCCCUGUCACCGCGGCUUGUUGGCCCUCUGCAGCACGUACUUCCGCUGCAUGUUCACAGGGGACUUUGUGGAGAGCAUAGCUGCACGUGUGGAGCUUCAUGAUGUUGAUCCUGACAUACUCAGCUGCUUGCUGGACUUUGCCUACACAGGCAAACUGACCAUCAACCAAAGCAAUGUGGAGGGUUUGAUCUGCACCUCCAGCCAGCUGCAGUUCCAGACAGUGAGAGCCGUGUGCAGCCGAUACCUCCAGCACCAGAUUGAUGCAACCAACUGCCUGGGAAUCCUGGAGUUUGGGGCGAUCCAUGGCUGCCCUGAGGUGGUGGCCAAAGCGUGGGCCUUCCUCUUGGAGAACUUUGAGGCUGUACAACAAAGUGAGGAGUUUCUACCAUUGGGAAAAGACAGACUGGUUGCCUGUCUCUCCGACGAAGGACUACAGAUCCGGUCAGAGUGUACCCGCGUGGAGGCCAUACUGAAAUGGGUCGGGCACCACAAGGAGUCUCGGCUCUGCCACCUCCCUGAACUCCUCACCUUGUCCCGUCUCUCUCUACUCAGCCUGGACUACCUGGCUGACACCCUGCUGAAAGACAGCCUGGUGCAGGCCUCGCCCAGCUGCAGAGAGGCUGUGGAAAAAAUUCACAGAGAGAAAAUGGAUUUGGCACCAGAAUGUAUGGACAGACUCAGCUCUCAGAGUCCACAACCAAACCUGCAGGAAGUGCUGUUUGUAAUGGGAGGUCGUUCACUGGAUGACUCAGAUGAUGAAGAUGGCUCAGAUGAAGAUGAGGACAGAGAUCCAAGACUGCAAAGAGAGCUGCACAAGAACUGUGCCUUCUACAACACAAAGACAAAGCAGUGGCAUGAGCUUCCUAAUUUCCCCAACCCUAACAAGUGGGGCUACUCAAUGGUGUCCUUGAACAAUGAUGUGUAUGUCACAGGGGGCUCGCGAGGUUCGAAUACCAACACCUGGUCGACCACUGAGACCUGGAAGUACAUCACAAGAGAGGGGAGGUGGGUUACUGUGGCACCCAUGCUCCGGCCUCGGACUAACCACGCGUCGGCAACGCUCAACGGGGAGAUUUACGUCAUUGGAGGUACAACAUCAGAUCGGGUUGAAGUUGAGCAUUAUGACCCAUACAACGACACUUGGGCCUUGACAUGUCCCGCCUUAAAAUAUGUGACGAACUUCACCGCCACAGCGUGUCAUGGGAAGCUCUAUGUGAUUGGCUCGUGCGCUGUGAAGUACAAUGCUUUGGCCAUGCAGUGUUAUAACCCUGUUAUAGAUAGCUGGAUCAGCAUAUGUUCGCCCUUCAUCCCUAAGUAUUUGUCCUCUCCUCGUUCUGUCUGUGUGGAUGGAACUAUAUAUCUGGUUGCUGAUAACACUAAGAAAGUCUACUGUUAUGAUCCGGAGGUGAACAUGUGGCAGAAGGUCCAACUUCUCCACAUGCUGCAUGAGAAUGGCGGCUUGGUGUCGCUGGAUGGCAAGCUGUUUGUCACCGGAGGCCAUUGGAAAGGUAUGGAGGGGGACUACGGGGUGGAAGUGGAGAUUUACAACCGAGCAUCCAACACCUGGGAAGUGGAGUGCUUCCUGCCAAGACUGUGGUUCUACAGUGAAGUCUGCACCAUCUUCCUUGAUCCAUCCCAGUGGCCUGAGCUUUUCCCCAUAGAAUCAACAUAAUGACCUCCUGUCCCGAAAGGACUAUACUCAAGGUCAAAGAAUUCACAGAGACAUGUUCCUAUCAUAACUAUGUUACAGUGCAAAUGGCAUGUUUAUCAUAGGAUGUCACUGUGCCCUAGAAUAGUGUGUUACAUGAUCCUCAGGUAUCCUAGGUUGUUUUUACGGCCUCGCUUGUUCAUUUAUACUUUGUAUCAUGUGCUUGUGUGGUUUUUUGUGUGUUAUUGGACUGAGCUUGUGAAUAAUUAAAUCCUUGUAGAAAUAAUUUGUGGACUAAUGUUAUGAUGAUGAUGAAGAUGAUUAUUAUUAUUGGUUGUAUAUCACGGGUUUGGAACUGGAAAUGCUCGAAUUCUUAAUAAAAUGUGUUCCUGAAAAUAAA